UAUUAUAUAUCUCUGUGGAUUACUCUCUGCUGCAGAAUGACUCUGGAGGAGUUCAUCGGGUCCAACAGCACCGAGAAGAGGAUGGAGACUCUCAGUCAGAACCUGGAGGAGCUGCUGGUUUUGGCCCAGAAGCAGGACUGUCUCACGGUGGGAGUCUACGAGGCCGCCAAGCUCAUGAACGUAGACCCGGACAGCGUGGUCCUGUGCGUGCUGUCCACGGAUGAGGAGGACGAGGGGGACAUCGCGCUGCAGAUCCACUUCACGCUGCUUCAGGCGUUCUGCUGCGACAACGACAUCAACAUCCUGCGCGUGAGCGGCAUGACGCGUCUGUGCGCGCUGCUGGAGGGGGACGCGUCACCGGACAGCAACGGGAACGAGCCCCGGGACCUGCACUGCAUCCUGGUCACGAACCCUCCGCUGCAGCCGCUGCAGUCUGCGGCUCUGCAGGACAUCCACAGCUUCUGCGAGGAGAGCCGCUGCACCCACCACUGGGUCCCGUGUCUGGAGAUGCACGAGCGCUGAGCCGGACCGGGCCGAGCCGAGCCAGACCGCCGCGGAGCGGUGAGAACGAGUGCAAAGAGUCCGAACAGCCGGCCUUCUGCUGCAGAAGAGUAACGGCGUUUGAGAGGAGAGACGGGCCGAGCCGGGCCGAGCCGAGCCGGGUUCCGGGUUCCGGGCCGGGGCUUCUGCUGCCCUAUUGGCUGAGUGAUUGGGCCGGGGCGCGUGGGGUACCGGACGGCCUCCCGUUAGUGGAGGGAGGACUGUGCAGGUGGACUCAGGUCCUGGACCCGGACCCGGACCAGUUUUAUGUCACGUGACUGACUGAACCGAUGAACUGUGGAGCUGCACGAGACGCUCCGGACUACCUGAGCUGCAGGUCGUUUCUGCUGCACCUGUGCGUGACGUCAGCGGACAUGUGACGUCACGCUGUAACAUGCCUUGUUGUUAGAGACGCAAUGGAGUUCCACACUGAAUAUUUAAAGGAACAGAGUAAUAUAUGAGCUGUUUAUUUAAGACGAUGAAUAAAUGAUUGA
Molecule: messenger RNA, 1034 nt
Organism: Anoplopoma fimbria (sablefish)
Lineage: Eukaryota; Metazoa; Chordata; Actinopteri; Perciformes; Anoplopomatidae
Product: growth arrest and DNA damage-inducible protein GADD45 beta-like
Exons: 4
Coding region: 37-522 (161 amino acids)
Biological process (GO): regulation of cell cycle
Cellular component (GO): nucleus; cytoplasm
Source: RefSeq, a predicted model, not a curated record